GAAAGAGCGACGUCCCCCCCCGAUGAACGUGCGGCGGUAAAGCGUUGUACUCCUUGAGCCGGUUGCUUGAAACUACUCUUCGUCUGGAUUCGGAGUUGGAAAAUCAGAUGGAGAAGGUGUUCUGCAAGGAACACGGAUCCCUGUGUUUGCUGAAGACUGGAGUGAGAGAUGGAGCUACUAAGGGAAAAAGUUUCUAUGUUUGUGCAAAUCAACAGAAUUCCCCUUGUUCGUUUGUACAGCCUGCUGAUAUUCCUGUAUCUCACUGCCUGGUGCAUGAAGACUCAAUUGUGGAACUUCAGGCGAUUCACAAGAAAUCAGACACCCAGUCAUAUCGGUUAUACUAUCGCUGUGUUAAAGGGAAGGCAGAUAAAUUGAAAUGGUGUGGAAAUGUGCCUUGGCAGGAGCCAGGUCCAAAUAUUUCAUCAACUAACAGAAAUGGGAAUCUCGAUGCACAACAGCACCUCCUCUCUGUGAAUCAAGAGCGAAAUCCUUUUAAAAUUGCUACCAAAAAUCAGAAGCCAUCUUCUUUGUUUGCUGCUACGGGUGGUAGAGGUAAACAAGGUGUAGAGUCUGAAUCAGAUGAAGAUGUGAGUGAGUUGUUUGGUUUGGGUGGCUCAUCACUAAUGUGCAAUGAGAAAGCAACAAAGAAGUCUCACGAUGGGUUCAAUGUCAUUGACAAGUUAACUAAUGAGACUGAAAAGCUUCACAUUAAGGACUUUGAGAAGACUCGGAAAGAAACAAGCCAUCACCUUAAGAGUGAUGUUGAAGCAAGUGGCAUUGACUCUACCAAGAAUCAUUGUUCAUCAUGUGAUCCCUUGCCAACUGACAAAGGAAAGUUUUCAAAGCCGUCACGGGGAGCAGAGAGGGAUAAGGUACCGCUAGAAUCUGGGAAGUAUGUCCGAAAAGGAUUAUCUAAUCACUUGUCUCAUCAUGAAAACACUGUAGAUUUGCAAAGGGAAUCAGCGAAAGAAAGACAAGCAUCAGGCAGUAAAGGUGAAAGUGAAAAAUCACUUGGCACUCAGAAGUGCAACAUAAAGAAAAUAUCUUCAAAGACUAAGCUAAUAGAUACUCAGGAAAAUCAUUUACAGUGGAAGCAAACAACUAAAGUUGAACAUGAUGCCAGUUCAGUUCUUACUACAAGAAAGCCAGCAAAGGAGGAAAAUGACUCAUGUGAAAUUAAUUCUGAAGCUCCUGCGAGCAUUGGAGCAGGAAAUAUCCAUGCCACAUUAAAGCAAAGUAUACCCAGCAGUCAGUCAGUGGAUGUUAAGCAAAGCAUAAGCACAAAGAAUUCAAAUACAAGUAAUAAACAAAGAACACUCGCAGCAUUUCCUGGAUUUGAAUAUGCAUCGGCAAACAAAGAAACCAAGAAUAUGACAGCACUACACAGCCAGCUGGCUAUUCAACUUAAACAGAAAAAGAAUACUCUGAGAACAGUGAAUGUUGCUGCACUCCCUGAUAAAGGUCAAAGGUUAAUAAAUCAGGUCAAAGACCUGGAGGAUGCUCUAAGUGCACUGUGUCUAUCUGCUGCAGAUGAACAGGAGAAAGGAGAAGAAAUGAAGAAUAGACAGGACAAUCCUUUCGAUAAAAGCGGUACCACCUUAACUAAACCAGUGCUCCAGGAGGAUUCAAGAGGAUCCAGAAUAGCACCACGUUUCAAUGAAGCUUCCUCCCUGGGGUCAAGUCAAUUUUCUAACCAGGUGAAUGGAGCAGAUUCACAGCAACAGAGUGCACAUGGUGGACAGAAAACUCAAGAUAGAGGAAAAAUGACCAGUGAUGCCAUUGAGCAACUGCACAAAUCAUUGGAGACUUGCCCAGAUGUGUCUGAUGAGGCUGAAGAUCCACAGUAUCUCAAGGUCCCACUACUAGUUCAUCAGAAACAAGCAUUGGCUUGGUUACUCUGGCGGGAGAAGCAAAAACCACCUGGUGGUAUACUGGCAGAUGACAUGGGUUUAGGGAAAACUCUCACAAUGAUUGCACUCAUCUUAGCACAAUGUUAUAAGGAGAAAAAGGAGAAAGAGAAACAUUCAGAGGAGUGGCUCUCUAAAACGGAAAGUCCUCUUGCUGUCUCCAAUGGAACACUCGUUAUUUGUCCGGCAUCUCUAAUCCACCACUGGAAAAUGGAAAUUGAACGGCAUGUCUGUAAGAAUAAACUAAGUAUAUACAUGUACCAUGGCUCCAGCAGAGAGAAAUCAGCAAAGCUGCUUUCAGAAUUUGAUGUUGUUAUAACGACAUAUAGUCUUGUUGCAAAGGAGAUCCCAGUGAAGAAUGAAAAAGGAAAAUGUGCAGCCAAAGAUGAAGGAGCAUCUUCUUCAGUUAAACCAGAAUCCUCUCAUUCACCUCUACUGAAGAUAUCUUGGUCUCGGAUCAUCCUGGAUGAAGCUCACAACAUUAAAAACCCCCAAGUUCAAACAUCAAUAGCAGUAUGUAAACUCAAAGCUGGAACUCGCUGGGCAAUCACAGGAACACCAAUACAAAACAACCUUCUGGAUAUGUACUCCUUGCUCAAAUUCCUUCACUGCUCCCCAUUUGAUGAUUUUAAGCUUUGGAAGAAUCAAGUUGAUAAUGGGACUAGGAAGGGUGGUGAACGCCUCAACAUCAUCACCAAAAGCCUUCUAUUGCGAAGAAAUAAGGACCAACUUGACUCCAGUGGCAAGCCUCUGGUUGUCUUGCCUCAAAGAUUUAAUCGAAGUCAUCGACUAAAACUAUCAGAGGAUGAGGAGGCAGUUUAUUCUGUCCUGUAUGCUCGUUCCAGGUCAACCUUGCAGUCAUAUCUGAAGAGACAUGAGGGCAAAGACCAUAAAGCUGAUUCAUCCUCCCAGGUAGAUAAUCCUUUCAGCAAAGUUAGUCAACAGUUCGGUAUUGAGUCUGUCAGUGGUGGAAAAGCCACAUCCACUUUGAGCACUGUCCACAUCUUAUCAUCACUGCUCAGACUUCGGCAGUGUUGCUGUCAUCUAUCUCUGUUAAAGACGGCUCUCAGUAACACUGAAAUGGAAUCUGAAGGUAUCACUCUCUCACUGGAGGAGCAGAUGAAUGCAUUAUCAUUGUUGGAGGCCACAACCUCUGACACCAAUUCAACUGUAAAAUUAAAUGGAACCAGCUUCAAAGCCAACCUGUUUGAGAGCACCAGAGAGAGCACCAAGAUCUCUGCCCUACUAAAGGAAUUAAAAGUAAUAAGAAGCAGCCCAGAACCCCAGAAAAGUGUAAUCAUUUCUCAGUGGACCAGUAUGCUGAAAGUGGUGGCAGUCCACUUGGAUAAAAUCAACUUGACCCACGUUACUCUGGACGGUAGUGUGACUCCUAAAUGUCGUAUGGACUUGGUAGAAGAAUUCAACACUAACCCAAAAGGACCUCAGGUCAUGUUGGUCUCCCUCUGUGCCGGUGGUGUGGGUUUGAAUCUUAUUGGAGGCAAUAACCUUUUCCUGUUAGAUAUGCACUGGAACCCUGCACUGGAGGAGCAGGCAUCAGAUCGAAUUUAUCGUGUAGGGCAACGAAAGGCUGUCACCGUGCACAGGUUUGUGUGUGAAGGAACUAUUGAAGACAAAAUCUUCGAACUUCAGGAAAAGAAAAAGGAGCUGGCAAAGAAAGUGCUGUCAGGGACUGGAGAAACAUUUACCAAGCUUACUCUUGCUGAUCUCCGCAUCCUGUUUGGUGUCUGAGUCGAUCUAAAUGGAAAAUAAGAUAUUUUUUCAAAAUCUAACAUAACUGUCAAAGUAAACUCUUAAAAAGGUUCUCAGAAAAUGCUACAGGAUUUCUGAAACAUAUCAAAACACCUGAAUGCUGUUGCAUAAUUAUGACAACAUACAAAAGCUUCAUAUACUAAAGUUAUUUACAUUUGGUAUAUACUGUACAAUUGCCUCAAAGGUUAAUCCCCAUCCCACAUUUGGUUAGAUGUUGUCUUGAUAAACAUAAGAUACAGCAACAAAUUCAUCAUCAAUGUUAUAUUGGCUAUUACCUGCAAAAUACUAAAAUUAGAAAAAUUGUUUUUAUGUUCUUAGCAUCCUUUAAGAUUCAAGCAGCCAAGCUAUUUACUUUUGCAUUCAAAUGAAGUGCCUACUCAUGCAUUGUUAAUACAAUGAUAAGAAAUAAAACGCAGCUCAAAUUGCACUUAGGUUAGUGAUUAAAUUGACAUUGUCAAAAAUUUAGUACAAUGUGACAGUUCCAGCUUCUUGGGUGACAGAUGAAACUUAAAUCAAUGCAUUUCUUGCAUUGAGAGAACAUUCCCUCAUUUAAUCUCAUCUCCAUUCUCCAGGAUUCCAUGUGAGAAAAGUAAUUUUAAUUUCUCUUGUGUAAACCAAUGUGCCAUUGCACUUCCUUUGCUUUGGCUACUCAGAUGAAAGUGGGUCCAUUCACAUUUAGAGUACCAGUUUAUAACCAACAGUUUACACUUGGAUUAGUGAAUUCUACAGUUACAAUGCACUGUUAGAUCUCUGGUUUAAAUUCAUUCUUCAACAAGUUCUGAGAUCUUGCAAAUCUUGCCAGUACUCCCACAGAAUCAUAAGUACCAAACUGGGUAAAAACUUUGGCUACCCAUGAUAUUGCAUUUGGCGAACUAUAAUAUUCCAGAAGAAAACUGUGCAUAAGUAUACAGUACAGUAUAUCUAGGAUAUUUUUAAAUGUAAUCGUAGGAUUACAUUUAAAAAUACUGUCCUAUUCAGUAAUUACCAUGUAAUUUGUUGAAUUAGUUGGAUGUAAUUUUUAUUUUGCCAAAAGGCUUUGCCUUAGUGGUCAGUAAUGCUGCUUAUUCCACAUUGAUGCAUGUCCUGCCUGUUGACAUUUACCUACAUUUAUAGAAACAUAGAAAAUAGGUGCAGGAGUAGGCCAUUCCGAUGAAUGUAGUCUACAUUUAUCAAAAUAAAGCUUUUGGGAUAACAUUUGUGGAUUGCAAUAAUAAAGCUCAACAUUUAAUUAUGUAAACAAAUAUAAAACAAUUUAAAAUGAGACGAGUAAUUGAAAACAACUCUACAAUCCAUAGCUCAUCUUGAAAAACGAAAUGGAACACCAUUACACAAAAAAGGAUGUACUAAAGUGAUUCUUCAACUGUUCAAAGGAGAGAUUAAGCUGGGUGGGUUUACUGAGAGGGGGUCUCAUUUAUUUAUUGAACUUUGUAAGUAUUUCAAUACAUUUCCCCUGACUGGGAUGUCUAGAAACAGGAGUCACACUCUCAAAAUUAAGGUUCACUGAUUUAAGAUGGAGUAUAAAUCUUUAUUGUAACUUGUGAUCUGAGUGACCAGAGAGACAAUGAAGCUGGUGAUAUAAAGGUCUUUAUUCUUCACAAGCUUGCAUUCUCCUGGAGACCCUCAGCAGAGUCUCUCGUAUUCAAAGUACAUAACAUUUUUAUGUCCUUCAGAUCAAUAAUAACAAUAGAUACUCAAUCCAAUUUCAAUAGUUACAAUGACAUCAUUUACUUCAUUAUUUUAAGUUUGAGUUACAUAUCUACUGUGAAAGCAUAUUCUCAUGUUCAAAUACCGGAAACAGAAAUUCUGUAGGUCCUGAAAAUGCAAAACAACACGCAAAAUGCUGGAGGAACUCAGCAGGUCAGGCAGCAUCUAGGGAAAUUAAUAGUGUCAGCAUUUUGGGCCAAGACCCUUCUUCAGGACUGGAAAGGAAGGGGGCAGACGCCAGAAUGAAAAGGUGGGGGUGGGAAAGGAGGAUAGGUGAAACCGGGUAGGUAGGAAACUUAGAAAUAUAGAAAGCCUACAGCACAACACAGGCCCUUCGGCCCACAAAGCUGUGCUGAACAUGUUCUUACUGUAGAAAUUACCUAGGGUUACUAAUAGCCCUGUAUUUUUCUGAGCUCCAUGUACCUGUCCAGGAGUCUCUUAAUAGAUCCUAUCGUAUCCGCCUCCACCACCAUCACCAGCAGCCCAUUCCACGCAGUCACCACUCUCUGCAUAGAAAAUCUUGCCCCUGACAUCUCCUCUGUACCUACUUCCAAGCACCUUAAAACUGCCCUCUUGUGCUAGCCAUUUCAGCCCUGGGAAAAAGCCUCUUAACUAUCCACAUGAUCAAUGCUUCUCAUCACCUUAUACACCUCUAUCAGGUCACCUCUCAUCCUCCACCGCUCCAAGAAAAGACCGAGUUCAUUCAGCCUAUUCUCAUAACGCAUGCUCCCCAAUCCAAGCAACAUCCUAGUAAGUUACCUCUGCACCCUUUCUAUGCUUUCCACAUCUUUCCUAUAGUGCGGCAACCAAAACUGAGCGCAGUACUUCAAGUGGGGUCUGACCAGGGUCCUAUAUAGCUGCAACAUUACCUCUUGGCUCCUAAGGUCAGUCCCACGGUUGAUGAAGGCCAAUACUCUGUACGCCUUCUUAACCACAGAGUCAACCUUCGCAGCAACUUGAGUGUCCUGUGGACUCUGACCCUCCACAC
This is a messenger RNA of Mobula hypostoma (lesser devil ray), 6369 nucleotides long. It is a transcript of the gene ttf2, whose product is annotated as transcription termination factor, RNA polymerase II. The transcript is spliced from 23 exons. The record is from RefSeq and is a predicted model, not a curated record. Gene Ontology annotation, molecular function: ATP-dependent chromatin remodeler activity; zinc ion binding; ATP binding. NCBI's taxonomy places the organism in Eukaryota, Metazoa, Chordata, Chondrichthyes, Myliobatiformes, Myliobatidae. The coding region runs from base 108 to 3656 and encodes 1182 amino acids. Gene Ontology annotation, biological process: DNA repair. Gene Ontology annotation, cellular component: nucleus.